This is a messenger RNA of Conger conger (European conger), 1306 nucleotides long. It is a transcript of the gene c19h11orf98, whose product is annotated as chromosome 19 C11orf98 homolog. The record is from RefSeq and is a predicted model, not a curated record. Bases 437 to 811 code for a protein of 124 amino acids. The transcript has 7 exons. NCBI's taxonomy places the organism in Eukaryota, Metazoa, Chordata, Actinopteri, Anguilliformes, Congridae.
AGUCUAUUUCAAUCGUAAUUACUGAAGCAGUGAAGUUCACACUCAAACGAAACUCUUUUCUGGAAAGAACAGGAUAGAGGUAUUCAAACCUAUCCUUGUUCCCUGAGAACGAAGUGGCAGCAUUUACUAAAGUAACCGGGUGCCCCAUACCGCCGUGGUUGUGCAUGCCAGCCUGACUCAUUAAUGGAGUCAGCCUGGCUAAAGAAAUAAGAUGGUUCUCUCCCUCUCCACCUCUGGAGCAUUCUGGUGCAAAAUGGCUGCCGUUGCGUCCCCCAGGUGGGUGCAGCACAUGGUGGGGGUUGAGGCGACUUUCCCCCUCAUCACUGUAAAGUGCUUUGAGUCUCCAACUGAGUUGAUCGCAACCGUUUAACCAAUCAGAAUCCAGAACUCGGAGCCGGAAAGGGACGUUGCACGUGUUGAAAGGUUUUCUGCAAGCAUGGCUCCUGGCGGAAAGAUCAACAGACCCAAAACCGAUCUGGGGAAGAACCUGUUCAAGCGGCGCCGGGUUCUGAGCCGGGAGAAGAGGCGGAAGCACAAGAUCGUGGGAGCGGUGGUGGACAGAGCGAUCAUCACCGUUCACCACCUGAAGAAGAGAAAUUCCAGCGCGCGGGCGAACAUCACGCUCUCAGGGAAGAAACGGCGGAAACUGAUCAAGCAGCUGCAGCACAUGGAGAAGGAGAAAAUCGCCGUGGAAGAUGUAGCACCUCAGAAGAGUAAGAAAGAGGCGGCGGCUCCUCCUUCCAAACCCGGCAAAAGGAAAAAGGCCCGCGGUCCCCAGGACGUUGAGAUGGAAGAUCAGGAGGAGGUCUAACGGGACUGUCCUGCACUGGGACUCGCUAACAGGGCUGCCCUUCCCCUGUUCCGGACAAUUAUACAUACACUAUUACAUUUGAGUUUUGGGUGCGACGUGAGUGUGUUCUGUGUUACAAACAUACACAGCUGGGUGUUGUACUGAAGGCGUUGUCAGUGACUGUUUUUCUCAGGAGCACCUCGAUGGUGGCGAAGCUUAAGGUUCAGACCUCGUCGUUUCCAGACUAGUUUAGCGUGACGACGCUAUGAGGAAGGCCUUCGUGCCACAAACUGCCGAAACAAACAGGAUAAAGUAUAUUUCAGUUGUAGUUAAAAUGUCGUCACAAGCCAAAGUGUACUGCACAUUAGUCGCAAUCAUAGAAUUCAAAUAAAAAUGUCAAAAUGGCUCAUUUUUUACUGUUGUACCAGGACAUGAUAUUAGGACCAUUGUGAGUUCAAAUUUAGUUGCAACUGUCUACAUGUUCCCAUGAUUUUCAUCAUUAAAUGCUUGUGUUUA